Molecule: messenger RNA, 2340 nt
Organism: Dictyostelium discoideum AX4
Lineage: Eukaryota; Evosea; Eumycetozoa; Dictyosteliales; Dictyosteliaceae
Gene: lmpA
Product: lysosomal integral membrane glycoprotein
Exons: 2
Coding region: 1-2340 (779 amino acids)
Biological process (GO): vesicle-mediated transport
Cellular component (GO): lysosomal membrane; membrane
Source: RefSeq, a predicted model, not a curated record
AUGGUAAAAAGAGGGUGUUGCCAUAGAAAAAUGGUGAACCAUAAAGGUUGUUUAGUAUCUGGUAUAUUUUUAGCAGUUAUAGGUGCAGUAUUAUUUAUUUUAGCAUUUGCACUUUUACCACAUCUAAUAAAUCAAACAACACAAAAUGCAGUAAUACAAGCUGUCAUUGUAGACUCCACAUCAAGUCAAAGAUAUAAUGAUUGGGCAGGACAACAAUCAAUUGAAAAUUAUUAUCAACAAUACUUUUAUGCUUGGAAUUUAACAAAUCCAAAUGAAUUUUUAAAUGGAUCAAUACCAAUAUUUGAAACGGUUGGACCAUUUAAUUAUAAAUAUGAAUUUAAUUUUAGUAAUGUAACAUUUCAAGAUGGUGGUAAUUUAGCAACUUAUACACAAAGUAAAUCAUUUAUUUAUCAAUCAGAUAUGUCACCAAAUGAUCCAAAUGAAAUUAUGAUUACAAAUAUUAAUCCAGCUUAUUUGGGAUUAAUGUUUCAAUUAGCACCAAAUGCAGAGUUAUUAGAUAAUAUGCCAGCAGAGAAUUUAUUAAUAGCACUUAGUGGUUGUGGUCAAAUGAGAUUGUUUUUAGAAUAUUUGUCAAGUGAUAACUUUACAAAUAUAGUUUAUUUCACACAAAAUCCAAAACUUUAUCAAGAACAAUAUUUAAAUAUUUUAAAAUCAUUGAAUGGUGAUGAACAGUAUUUCUACCAACAAUGGGCAAAUGCAACAUCAAUUCCACAAAAAGGUAAUGGUUGGUAUGGUAUGUUGGUAUCAUCAGUAAAUAAUAAUAAUGAAUCAUCAAAUAUUUCAAUAUUAUCUGCAAAGUUGUUAUUUAAUUCUUCAAAUGAAAAUUCAAUUUUAAAUCAAGAGAUUGGUUCAACCCUAUGGAUCAAUGCAUUAUUGGGUGAUAAAACUUCAAUAACCGUAUUAACAUCGGAAUUGCAAUUAACAGUGGAUCAAAUUGAUAUGAUUUUAAAUUGGUGGUUAAAUGAUUUUUCAAAAGUUUAUACAGAAUCAUAUGUUAAUGAAAUUUGUGAUAUACCAGAUAUUUCAAUGUUGGGAGUUUGUCAAUUUGUUACUGGUAAUGCUUUGAAUGGUAGAUCCAUUUCAAAUUAUACAUUUUUAACACAACCAUUUGAUCAAGGUCCAAUUGAAAUUCCAUUGCUUUAUCAAUCGAUUGGUAUUGAUGUAAAAUUAAGUGUAUCGGUACAACAGGCCUAUAAAAGUUUAUUCAAUGAGUCUGAUAGUAAUUCAAUAUUGAAUUUAAAUGGGUUAGUUAAUUUCUUAACUGCUUCAAAAUCAUUUGAUACUUUUAAACAAUAUAAUGUAACAUUAUUCGAUGCUAUUAAAAUCAUUGGUUAUGCCACUGCCGAACUCUAUGAACAAUAUAAUAAACCAACUAUACUUGGACUUUAUGAAAAAUAUGGUGGUUUGAUUGUAACAAGAUCAAUGGAUGAUUGGUUAUGGAAUUGUCAAGAUGGUAUAUUGGAUUACUUGGGUGUUGAUCAACCAUGUGCACUCCAACAGAAUAACACUGUCAAUAAACCAUCCACCAUUUUCACAGGUCAACAAGAUCUAUCAAUGACAAAUCAAAUCUUUGAAUUCCAAGAGCAAACAUUUUUAACAUGUUGGAAUGGAUCUGUUCAAGUUGAAGGUUUCACAGAGUCUGGUCAAUUCCCACCAUUACAAUCUGAUCCACCUCAAACUAUGACUCUAUUCGAAGAGAAUGUAAUUAGACCAGUUCAAUUGGAAUUAAGUGGUGAUUCACAAGUUCAAGGUAUUGAUACAAAGAGAUAUUAUUUGGUGAAUAACAGUUUCCCAAUUUCAACAACUUUUAAAACCACUAUACCUGGUUUUGCAAAUUUAACUGAUAUUCAAAAUUUACCAAUUUAUGUUUCACUUUGGGAUAUGUAUGAAGUGCCACCACAAUAUUCUUCAAAUAAUUUACAAGGUUUAAAUCAAACUUAUCAAAGUGCUCAAGUACCAUUGGAUUUAGAACCAAUCACUGGUAAUGCUCUAUAUUAUAAUUUAAAACUUCAAAUUAAUUUAGCAAUUCCAGAGUUUUCAAAUUGGUUUUCUUCAAAUUCAACUUUUAAAAAUAUGAAAUCAAAUGUAUUUUAUCCAAUAUUAAAAAUUGGUCAAACUGCAACUCCUUCACAAUCAAAUAUUGAUUUACUUAAUUCUCAAUUUAAAUUAAUUAAAAUUUUAGGUUUUGUACCUGUAAUUGUUGUUUCAAUUAUUGGUGGUAUCAUUUUAAUUGCUGGUAUUUCAAUGUUUGCUUUUGGUUUUAAAAAAUUAAGACAACAAAAACAACAAGGUUAUCAAGCAAUUAUUAAUAAUGAAUAA